AGCACGAACUCAACGGCGAACGGAUUCAGCGGAUCUUGGAGCUGCUUAAAUUCCACUGCGUCAAAAAUCAGAGGAACCGUUACCUACUGUCUGCUCUUCAUCGUUUCACUGGCCGUAAAUUCUCUCAUUGUUAUGAUCGUUUAUAAAACGCCGAACUUAAAAAAACCGAUAGAUUAUUUCAUCGCAAACAUGGCUUCAUCUGAUUUGCUGUUUCCAAUAUUCUCGAUACCUUGGAACCUGUCACACUUGCACACCAACUCGUGGCUUAUCGGUGGUCAGCUUGGUCAGGCCUUGUGUAAGCUUCUCCCUUUCUUUGGUAACGUUUCCUUGGUCGUUUCGAUUCAGAAUCUGACUCUGAUAGCAGUGGAUCGCUUUGGAGCCGUGGUGUUUCCACUCCGUUCACCACUCAUCAGAUCCAAGCUGUGUCCCUUCUUCAUUCUCACAAAAAAGGGUAGUUGCCAUAGCGGUCAGUUCGCCAUACUUGUUCACUUACGAGCUCGUUGAAUACCCGGAGGGAACCAGGUGUGCUCUGGAAUGGAAGAAAGUAUUCGGAGAGUUCUCAUCCGUUGCCAGUUUCGUACUAGCUUACUACAUUCUGUUUAUAUACAUACCUGUGCUGUUGCUAGUCAUUCUUUACUCCAUCAUUGUUAUCAAGCUCAAGACACAGGUACACCCAGGUGAACAGUCCGCCAACACUCAGAAACAGCGGAACAGAAGAAAAAGAAGCGUGCUUCAAAUGUCCAUUGCUAUCGUAACAGUGUUUGGGCUUUGCUGGUUACCGAACGUUACCAACCAUUUAAUCAUACGGUAUCAGGACACUUUCACGCAUUUAUCGUGUAGUUUCUGGAUAUACUACGAAGUCACCAUUUAUAUGGCUAACGCGUACUUUGCUCUCAACCCAGUUAUCUGUUUCAUGUUUAGCAGUAAUUACCGAAAAGCUCUUAAAAGACUCAUAAAAUGUUCUUUUGUACAGGCGUAGGUCGCAAAAAUGUGCUUUUUGUUGAUGAUGUUAAGAGUUAGAGGUUCGUGGAACAUGCGCUUGAAUAUCAGUGUAUUUUUGGUAGUAAUUAUCGAAAAAAUCUUAGAAGACUCAUGAAAUGUUGUUUUGUACAGGCGUAAGUCGCAAAAAUAUACUUUUUGUUGAUGAUAUUAAAAGUUAAAGGUUCGUGGAACAUGCGCGUGAAUAAAUGUAUCAUGACUAUCAGUGUAUUUUAGUAAUAAUUAUCGAAAAAAUCUUAGACGAGUCAUAAAAUGUUCUUUUUGUACAGGCGUAAGUCGCAAAAAUGUGCUUUUGGUUGAAUAUGUUAAGGAAAACUCGUGAAUAAAAAAUCCCUACGACUGCCGUCGGAGCACUUAACUGAGGAUUUUAAAUAAGAUGUGUUCAGUUUAAAUCUCCCAUGACGGCGAAAAGUGACAACAUAGCUCUUGUAUUCUAAAAGGUUGGGUGAUAAAUAAAACCCAGAGACGGAUCAUGAAAAUUAAAGUUUAAAAAGUUUGAAUUUUAACUAAUCGCCGCGAUAAAUACUGUGUUGUACAGAAGGCGCGCAGCAAACAUAAAAUCGAGAAUGGGGAACGGAUCGACCCGGCCUGGGAGCUGCUUCAAACAGUUUAAAAAGAAACUACAGAACUACCAUGGUGAAAUUGUUAUACUGUUCGUAGAUGGAAACAUUUCUUGCGCUCUUGAUCACAAGACUCCCUGAUCACUCUUUCUCAGCCGCAAAGUUACACUUCCUCGUGGGACUAGGAGCCACAUUAAAUAUGUUCUUGGCCUGGCGUUGUAUUUUUACCAUCUAUAUGACACAAAUUCAAGAUACGUUUUGAAUAUGCGUAUUUUCAAAUUGGCACUUACAAUAAGCGCAUUUCCAACUAUAGUCCUAUUUGCAUUUAAUAGCAGUGGGUGAUAUUUUUUAACUCUUAUUAAACCGGUUACAACUAACAACACUUGCAUUUCUUAUGGAAAGAAUAAUGGCUUUACAAUAAUUAACAAGAAAAACACAUUUUAGUAUAUUUAAUCGAUUUAAUUUUGUGUCUAGUUUUUGCCAGGGGGAAAAUUUUGUCGGCGGCGCCUUUGAAGAUUGUCCCGUCUCAGACAAAACUGAAAAAAUGCGCGACAAACCAUCCGCAUCAUUUAUUAGGCGUUGAUGAUGACAGGAUAUUUCGCUAUUCAUAAGCUCUCUUUACCUUUUCGCCGAAAGCAAAUUAGUUUUGAAAAUUAGGUUGUAACAUAAAUGACAAUAAACUUCUUUCUCUUUUAAAUGACUCUUGUCAUUAAACGCCCCCUGUUGAAACCCUAAAAUCAUUAAUCGCCCUGGGCGUCUCUAAGAUCAUUUACCGUAUUUAAAAAGAGGGUGGGUUUUCUGUUCAUUAUAUAUAAAUGAAGUGCCACAACAUUAUGGAAAAAGAGAACUGUAGCCAACAAGUAUUGAAGUUUGUGACAAUUAAGACUGAGCACGGCAGUCAAAGGAGUAACAAGCCUUUGCCGCGCCGACAGCAGACUCUUGGUUUUCCCAUUUUAAGCUUGAUCGAGAAGUAUAUGUUCAUAUUCAUGUUCAUUUUUUAUGCACACUUGAUAAUAUGCACUUAUUUUUUCCUCAUAUUCACCUGUUAAACUUGGGCUUAAUGGCCCGAAGGCAGCUUCGCCUCUGCUUCCUGUGGUUAACUGUCAAACUUGUGUAGUUGAUGAUGGUACUACCAAAAAUAUCAUUUCUUAAUGUGUUAAAACACACUUGUUUAAUCAUCUUCUCAAUCUAUAUUUUAAUACAACCACAUGACCUAAAUGAAGUGUUCUGGAUGGUUUAUAACAUUUUAAUAUCCCACUGUUUCAAUUCUGUCAAAAGGUCGGUUGGCGGAUAAUGGCGGAACAUUACAAACAAACUCACUUAUUGAAGGCCUCAGAGGACAGCUGUGCUGUGGCUUCGCAGGGAGCUUGCAAUUGUCAACAAAAGUUCUGCCACUCAAACAGCAUACGCAAUAUACAGAGCAGUAAUUCAAAGUUGUUUGACUUGCAUGUGUACAAUUCCGUAGAUACGUAGCAAAGCUAAGCAUGAACUCAACGGCCAACGGAUCCAGCGGAUCUUGGCCGAACUGCUUCGCUCAGUUAAAUUUCACUGCGUCAAAAUCAGAGGAACCGUUACCUUCUGUCUGAUCAUCAUCGUUUCACUGGCCGCAAAUUCUCUCAUUGUUAUGGUCGUUUAUAAAACGCCGAACUUAAAAAAACCAAUAAAUUAUUUCAUUGCAAACAUGGACAUCUCCGAUCUGCUGUUUCUAAUAUUCUUGAUACCAUUGAACCUGUCCAACUUGCACAACAAUUACUCAUGGCUUAUCGGUGGUCAGCUUGGUCAGGCCUUGUGUAAGCUUGUCCGCUUCUUUGGUGGUGUUAAUUUCCACUGCUGUUUCGAGUCAGAAUCUGAUUCUGAUAGCGGUAGAUCGAUUUGGAUCCGUGGUAUUUCCACUCCGUUCCCCCACUCAUCAGAUCCAAGCUGUGUUCCUUCUUCAUUCUCACCACGUGGAUAGUUGCCGUAACUGUACGUUCGCCAGACUUGUUCGCCGCCAAGAUCGUCGAAACCCCAGAGGGAACCUGGUGUGUUACGAAAUGGGAAAAAGCAUACGGAGGGUCAUUGUCCCUUGCCAGUUUCCUACUAGUUUACUUCAUCCUGUUGAUAUACAUCCCUGCGAUGUUUUUAGUCAUUCUUUACUCCAUCAUUCUUAUCAAGCUCAAGACACAGGUACACCCAGGUGAACAGUCCACCAACACUCAGCAACAGCGGAACAGAAGAAACAGAAACGUGCUUCAAAUGUCCAUUGCUAUCGUAACAGUGUUUGUGUUUUGCUGGUUACCUUACUCUACCAACUUCUUAAUCAUAUUGUAUCAGGACAGGUCCACGUAUUCCUAGUGUAGUUUCGGGAUAUACCGUUAUGUAACCUACUUUAUGGCUUAUGCUUACUGUGCUAUCAACCCGAUUAUCUGCUUCGUUUGGGGUAGCAAUCAUCGAAAAGGUCUCAAAAGACUCAUAAAAUGUUCUUUUGUACAGGCGUAA
Messenger RNA from Porites lobata, 4037 nucleotides. NCBI's taxonomy places the organism in Eukaryota, Metazoa, Cnidaria, Anthozoa, Scleractinia, Poritidae. The record is from the annotation of a GenBank genome assembly.